Paraphaeosphaeria sporulosa is the source of this 2729-nucleotide messenger RNA. Its product is annotated as seven-hairpin glycosidase. Gene Ontology annotation, biological process: N-glycan processing; carbohydrate metabolic process. Lineage: Eukaryota; Fungi; Ascomycota; Dothideomycetes; Pleosporales; Didymosphaeriaceae. The transcript is spliced from 3 exons. Bases 306 to 2369 code for a protein of 687 amino acids. The record is from RefSeq and is a predicted model, not a curated record. Gene Ontology annotation, molecular function: mannosyl-oligosaccharide 1,2-alpha-mannosidase activity; calcium ion binding. Gene Ontology annotation, cellular component: membrane; endoplasmic reticulum.
CUUCUGCUCUGUCUGUAUGUCUCAAGCAUCCAUAACGAAGAAGUGAACCCGCUAUGAUAUCUGUGAUGGAAGCAUGGCCUCACUCGCGUAAAGCUAGAUCCCUGUCGCUCAGAGGCCAGGUAUCCAAUGGGAACACUCCUUACGCCGCACUCCCAGACUGAAGACAGCUGUCAAUCCGCAUCUCUCCAUUGCUCCGUAGAGUAAGGGGCAGACGUCAUUACAUUUGCUAACCGCGGGUCUUUUCACAGUCUCCGGGACCGGCGCGAAACGACAACGGCCGGCCAAGCCGUUCGAAGCCAUCUUGAAUGUACUCGCGCGACCCCUUCAACCUCCGCAAAGCCCCCCCCUCCGCGCUCACAUACCUCCAAUCCGCCGCGUCGCACGCCACCACCGUCGCCCAGAGAGCCACCGGGAAGGCUGCAGAGGCGGUGUCAGAGACGGUCCAAGCCGCGACCGAUAAAGUAAAGGACGCAGACAUGUCCUUCAAGCUGCCAAGCAACGUUCCUAAUUUCGACAACGCCCAACGACGCUUCGAAGACCAUGUCUGGAACAAGUUCAGUGGGAACGAAAAAGAACUGCCCAUGUACAAAGAUAAGCCGACAUACGGUGCACGGAAAGGUGGUUGGUUUUCGGGGAAGAGGAGGGUUGGUAUAAUUGCGCUCGUGGUCCUGGGCACGCUAUAUUGGAUAGGGUGGUCGAACAGAGGAGGCAGUGAGGGAGGGAUGGAAGAGGGCAAGAAGACUAGCUGGAUACCGGGUGGACAGACAGGAAAGAAGGGCAUCGAUUGGAACACACGGAGGGAGAGUGUCAAAGAUGCAUUCUUGCUGAGUUGGAAGGGCUACGAAGAGCAUGGCUGGGGAUACGAUGAAUACCACCCCGUCGCGAGAACCGGUCGAUUCAUGGCGCAGCCGAAUGGAAUGGGAUGGAUAAUCGUGGACGCAUUGGAUACGCUGAUGGUCAUGAACCUCACGAAAGAGCUGAAACACGCGCGAGAGUGGGUAUCCACCACGCUGAACUACGAGAAAGACCAAGAUGUGAACGUCUUCGAGACAACGAUUCGCAUGCUUGGCGGGUUGCUGUCGGCACACUACUUGCAAGAAGCGCUACCUGGGAUAAAACCUGAGAAUGCGAAUGACGAGGAUCUCUUCCUGGAGAAGGCAGUUGAUCUUGCGGAUAGAUUGAUGGGUGCUUUUGAGUCGCCAUCCGGCGUCCCAUGGGCGAGUGUAAUCUUGAAAACAGGAGAAGGCAAACCCUCACAUGCAGAUGGCGGGGCGUCUUCAACAGCUGAAGCUACGACACUGCAGCUUGAACUCAAGUACCUCGCCUACCUAACGGGAGAGCCGCACUAUUGGGAGAGGGCUGAGAAGGUUAUGGAAGUUAUCGACAACAACGGCGCCAAAGACGGUCUUGUUCCCAUCUUCGUCUACGCUGACAAAGGCAACUUUCGUGGGGAGGAGAUUCGCCUAGGCAGCCGUGGAGAUUCUUACUAUGAGUAUCUCAUCAAGCAGUACCUACAGACGCAGAAGCAGGAGCCCAUCUAUCUCGACAUGUGGAACGAGUCGCUUGGCGGAGUAAAGAAGCACCUCCUUACCUAUUCAAAGACCGCACACCUUACUGUCCUUGCUGAACGUCCGUCUGGCUUGGGUGGACACGUUCACCCCAAGAUGGACCACCUCGUAUGCUUCUACCCCGGCACCAUAGCGUUGGGGGUCACCGGGGGUCUGACCGUCGCCGAGGCGCGCAAACAACCCGGCUGGGGCAAGACCCAGGAAGAUGAUCUCAUUCUUGCACGCGAGCUUAUGAAGACAUGCAUGGCGACAUACCGCGUCAAUCCCACGGGUCUCGCAGGCGAGAUCACGCAUUUCGAGCUUGAUGACCCGCCACGCAUGUAUCGCCAAGAGGUACUGCAGUCCAAGGGCAACCUCGAGACGGACGAGGAUGCAGACUGGAAAAAUGAUCUCAUUGUCAAGCCUGCGGAUUCGCACAACUUGCAAAGACCUGAAACCGUGGAGUCUCUCUUCUACAUGUGGCGUAUCACUGGCGACGAGCUUUACCGUGAGUGGGGCUGGGAGAUGUUCGAUAACUUCGUCAAGCACACCAUCGUCGAGAAUGGUGGCGGUUUCACGAGCGUCAACGAUGUAAGGACUGUGCCGCCGCCUGGGAGGGACAAUAUGGAAAGCUUUUGGCUGGCCGAGACGCUGAAGUAUUUCUACCUCCUGUUCAGCCCGAACGACCUUCUUCCGCUCGACCAGAUCGUGCUAAACACAGAGGCGCACCCGUUCCCCAGGUUUGAUGCGAGCAAAAAGCGGUUCAAGACGGGAUGGAAGAGGAUACCAAGGGACGACAAGGGUGAUUUGAUCAAGUCUUAAGGAAAGAGAGGGUUGCGGGGUUCGACUUCUUCCUUGUAUGAUUCCCAUGUAUUAUAAAGGCUUCGAUAUGUCGAUGGUAUUUCUAGCGACUUCGGCUCUGCGGAAUGUAUGUGUGGGAUAUGAUGCGCAAGAAGAUGCGACCCAGGAUCAGUGAGCCAUGCUGGCAGCAGAGUGUCUCGACGUCUAACGUGACAAUGCGGACUGGGCCGGGAACGUGAUCGCUUGCACACUGCAGAGUCUGGAUUUACGGUCAGACCGAUAGCGAUGAUAUGUUGGAAGCGCCAGUGGAGGAAAUCCAUGCAUGUUCUAAGUCGUAUAUAGACACAACAAACGAGGCUUGAAUAGGUGCGUGGAAGACUC